CACCGCACGGUAGCACGUGACAUUUGACGGAGAACAACACAGAUUAACACACGUGUUAAUCUGUGAGAAUACUUUCAGUUUUAUAAUAUGAAAAUAAAUCAGAACACGAAAAUUGUCGGAGAUAAGAUCGUUUUAGUUCCGUAUAAGGAACAACACGUGCCUAAAUACCAUUUAUGGAUGCAAGAUUCGGAAUUACGCGAACUGACGGCUUCCGAACCUUUAAGCUUGGAACAAGAAUACGGAAUGUGUAAAUCGUGGAGAGAAGACGACGAUAAAUGUACUUUCGUUGUACUCGAUAAAGAAGAAUACGAAGCGACAAAUGACGAAAUAGAAUCUAUGAUAGGAGACGUGAACUUAUUUUUAACGGUAGACGACAGAAGCGAAGCUGAAGUAGAAAUUAUGAUAGCGGAAAGUUCAAAAAGAGGACAAGGAAGAGGAAAGGAAGCGCUUUUAUUUAUGAUGCGAUACGGCAUAGAAGAGUUAAAAAUAACUUCGUACAUUGCUAAAAUCAAAAUGAAAAAUUUGAUAAGCAUACAGAUAUUUGAGAAAAUAGGAUUUAAUAAAAUAUCUGAAAGUGAUUUUUUUCAAGAAGUUACCUUAGAAUUAUUAGUCGACGAUCAUUUCUAUAGCUAUUUGAUGGAUUGCACUCUUAGUUAUAAUUUGUUAAGAUCAUAACUGAUCUCGACUGUUUCGAAAUCGAUUUUUUGGUACGAAUUAAAUUGGGGUUUUGCAAGUUUUACCGAGCUGGCUCGGCUAACUUGCAAAACUAUUUUGUACCUAAUGAGUUUAUAAAGGAAUUAUAUAGUACAGUAUGGAAAUUAGAGCUGCGGCAAAGAUCUAGAAGAUCUGCAGUUUUGCCACCAUUGGUGUGCAUAUAUAUAUGUUGAUUGUAUACUUUAUAUGUGAAUUUCUUAAAAUGCCAAUGCUUAUUGUUAUCUGGAAUUAAAUGAAUUAUUUAAAAUAAACAGAUAAAAACUAUAUUAUGUCGUUAUUCAAUCAUAUGCUGUGAUUAAUUUGAAAUAAAUUUCUACUAAAUCGGUACUGUUUAUAUCAAGCUUGCUUUGUUUCAAAAUAUUGCUUGUAAGAUACUAUGGAAUGUUAUUAGUUAACUCCAUAAGAAUCUUGUUAAUGCAUAAGGCAAUGCAAUGACUUUCUUGUGUGUAUA
Molecule: messenger RNA, 1165 nt
Organism: Centruroides sculpturatus (bark scorpion)
Lineage: Eukaryota; Metazoa; Arthropoda; Arachnida; Scorpiones; Buthidae
Product: N-acetyltransferase 9-like protein
Exons: 1
Coding region: 88-675 (195 amino acids)
Biological process (GO): protein acetylation
Molecular function (GO): N-acetyltransferase activity
Source: RefSeq, a predicted model, not a curated record